AUGUUCAGCUUGAAGACAGUCGGCCUGUUAGCCGCCGUCAUCAUUAGGACCCAAGCUCUACAGGUGAAGCGUGACACUCCUCGCAGUGACCUUACCUACAAACCCAAUUACUUUAACCAGAAGAUCAACCACUUCCCCGAGAAUGGGCUGCCAUACGCGAAUACCACCUUCACCCAGCGAUACUAUGUCGAUAGUUCGUACUACAAGCCAGGUGGUCCAGUGUACCUCUAUAUCGGUGGAGAGACAAGUGGGCCCAGUAGGUUCUCGAAUCUGCAGUCAGGCAUAAUUCAGAUUCUCAUGGAGGCCACCAAUGGCUUGGGAGUCAUUCUGGAGAACCGAUACUACGGAGAGAGCUAUCCGUUCAAAACUUCUACCACGGAUGAGUUGACAUUCCUCACCACGGCCCAGACCAUCGCGGACAACAGCUACUUCGCACAGAAUGCCGUCUUCCCUGGGGUUGACCCUAACCUCACGGCCCCUGGCACUCCUUGGAUCUUGUACGGUGGCAGUCUGGCCGGAGCUCAGACGGCUUUCUCGGUCAAGCAGCAUGGAGACGUACUCUACGGAGGAAUUGCGUCGUCAGCACCUGUUGAGGUUGUCGUGGGUUAUCCCGAAUGGUACUCGCCAAUCCAGAAGUACGCACCGCAGGGCUGCGUGAUGCGAAUCAACAACAUUGUCGACAACUUCGACAUGCUGAUUGCUAAGAAUCUCAGUACAGCUGUCAAUGAGUUCAAGGCUCUCUUCGGCCUCGAGGUCUUGACCGAUCACCGGGACUUUGCUGCGGCGAUUGCUGAUCCUAUCGGUAACCCAGGCUCCUACCAUUCGAACACAUGGCAGGAGCUGAACUGGAACUCGAGCUACGGGUCACGGGACUUCUUCUACUUCUGUGGAAACGUCUCCGAUAUUGAUGCCCCUGAGGAGAUCACCCGAGUGGACUACGCCUUGAGCAACUAUACGAAUGGCAUGCCAUGGACUGGUCUGGGUAGUUAUGCAAACUACAUCAAGACGUACACCUUGCCUCUGUGCGCUUCGGGUGAUUACAAUAGUAACGGCGACUGCUUUGGAACACAAAACCAGAGCUACUGGGAGGACACCACGAACAGCGAAAGUCGCUCGUAUGUGUACACAAGCUGUACGGAACAGGGGGCAUACAUCGAUGCGCCAAAGGAGGGUCCUAGCCUGCUCUCACGCGUCGUCGACACUUCCUACGAACAGCAGUGGUGUACAUGGGCUUUCCCGGAUGGCAAAUACAACAAAGUCCCGCCCUCUCCAGACAUCAGCGUGUACAACAGCUUUGGCGGCUUCAACAUCACCGCCGAUCGACUAGCCUUCAUCGACGGCGACCAAGACGUCUGGAACGGACUGUGUUACCACUCCCCGCUCGCUCCGCCACGCACCCAGACUUCCGAUCUGCACCCGGAGCUCUUCAUCACGGGAGCCGGCCAUCAUUGGGACUCCGCGGGUAUCCUGGAUGUGGAGGCCGAGCCUCAGUUUAUCAGGGAGGCUCACUUGUGGGAGAUCAGGACUGUGAAGAAGUGGCUUCGUGACUUUGAUGCUUGGAAGCAUGGCAAGGGGAUUAGGCGUCAUUAG
Anthostomella pinea is the source of this 1590-nucleotide messenger RNA. Lineage: Eukaryota; Fungi; Ascomycota; Sordariomycetes; Xylariales; Xylariaceae. The record is from the annotation of a GenBank genome assembly.